UUUCUCUUUUUUUUUUUUUCCACCAAGCUGCCACACCAUUCGAAUACAACUGUAAUUUAUUUAAGAGUCUUUUAGCGACAAUUUACUGAUAUCGGAAUAAGUAAAAUGAAGAAACCAUGGAUGGAUUUCAGACACAACUCUAGCCGAUUGAGCUUGCACUCUGACUACAUAGCAGGAUCCCUUUUAGAAACGCAAAGAGACUUUUCCAUUAAACCUAAACUGUCUCUUCAGUCCAUGAAAAGUAUCUUUCAACUUCCCCGUAAACUAUCGGUGCGUUCACUGCGUUCAGAAUCAUCAAAAGAUGUCAUCGUCUCCAACUCACCGGUCAAUGCAACGUCGCUUCGUCGCCACGCCUCAUUGUCGGAUACCGCCACGUUCGACAGCGGCUACUUCGAAAGCAGUAUGGCACGAACAACAUCCAUUUACGACAGUGAGAAGACGGUGGUCUAUCGGAAUACAAUGUCAGCUGGUGUAGAUGCAUCGCUUAUGACUUCGUUGAAUAGGAUCGAGAAUGACAUGGCCACGGUGCCGCUAUCGACCACCAUUGAUCUCAGUCCCUACAGAAUAACGCCAAGGACAUCACGAGUCCGAAAUAACUUAUCGACGGUGGAAUGGGGGCUAGACCCACUACCAAGUGUAGACAAUAUCUUGCAAACCAUGCCUUACGUCCAACGAUACAAACAAAAAUGGCCACGCCCAUCACCUGCAAAUCAUGAGCCACUUUCAGCGCCUCUGAUCCAUAAGCCUAUAGAUUUAGCCGCUCAAGUACGUGCAGCCCUUGGGUCGGCUGUCAGUGAAGCUGACAUAGAGUGGGAAGAAGCCCAGGAAAAGAAUUACAAUAGCAUGUCAGCGUCUUCAUCGUAUGCCGCUACAAUAAUUGCAGUGUCAUGAUGGUGUGUAGCAAGUAAUAAAUGACAUAUUUUAGUAGAUUAAGAGGGUUGUGAUAUUUAUAGGAUGCAGCAUUG
Molecule: messenger RNA, 965 nt
Organism: Umbelopsis ramanniana AG
Lineage: Eukaryota; Fungi; Mucoromycota; Umbelopsidomycetes; Umbelopsidales; Umbelopsidaceae
Exons: 1
Coding region: 106-891 (261 amino acids)
Source: RefSeq, a predicted model, not a curated record